AGCUUCUCUGCACUGGCUGCCUGUAAAAUGUAGGAUAGAAUUUAAAAUUCUCCUACUCACAUACAAAGUACUCAAUGAUAAAGCUCCUUCUUAUCUUAAAGACCUUAUAGUUCCUUAUGCUCCCAGCAGAACACUUCGUUCUCAGAGCGCUGGGCUACUUGCGGUUCCUAGAGUGUUUAAAUGUAGAACGGGGGCAGAGCUUUUAGCUACCAAGCUCCUCUCCUCUGGAACCAGCUCCCUCUUCAGGUUCGAGAAGCUGACACACUCUCCACCUUUAAGAUUAGGCUUAAAACCUUCCUUUUUGAUAAAGCUUAUAGUUAGAGAUGGUUCAGGUCACUGGCAAUUAUUGUUAGUCACAGGAACCAUCUCUUAGUUAAGCUGCAAUAGACAUAGACUGCUGGGGGACUUAAUUUAUACACUGAGCUCCUCUGUUUCCUUCUACCUCCUCUGUCCCAUAACCUCCCAUCAUUGUCCCAUGUUUAACUAACCUUGUCUCUUUCUGUCCAGUAGUUGUGCUUCUCUCCUCUCUCCCCCCCACCCCCACUCUUUCUCCCUCUCUGUCCUCACCCACAGGUAUCAUUGGACUCAAAGUUUGGUGUCUGUGAUGGGCAGCUGCGGAUCCAACCAUCCUGCCUGCAUCCAGUCCCUGGUCCUACCAUCCUGCCUGUGCUCUGUUGUUGCUUGUUGUUGCUUGUUGCUGUUGCUGUGCUUUUCUAUCUCUCUAUCCUCUCACCCCAACCGGUCGAGGCAGAUGGCCGCCCACAUCCAGUCUGGUUCUGCUGGAGGUUUCUUCCUCGUUAGAGAGGGAGUUUUUCCUCUCCACUGUUGCUGUCAAAUUAAAUGCUUGCUGUAUGUGGGAUUUGUUGGGUUUAGUUGUGUGAGGUUUUAAACCUUACUUUGUAAAGUGCCUUGAAAUAACUUUGUUGUGAUUUGGCGCUAUAUAAAUAAAAUUGAAUUGAAUUGAAUUGAAUUGAAUUGAACAGAGUCUGGAUGGACUUGGCCUCCCUCCAUCUUAGUUGCACCAGCCUGUGGUUUUAAACACCAUUGCACAUGCCACCUUAUUAUUUCUGCUCCAUCCACCAGCAGGGUAAUUCUCUGAAAGUAACUUGUAACCAUUCUUACACAAGCAGAUUAUAAUGGGCUUUAGUAGUAUUUAUAGGUGUACAUGUACUCUGGCAGCAGAAGCCUGUUGUUCACAGAGGAGCAUAAAAUACUGGCUGGGAAUCAGUGUGUCUGUGAACUGGGCCUCAUGGUCCUAAAUGAUGAUUAUCAGCCUGUCUGGAACAUGACCUUAAGCCCUAAGCCCUUAAGCUCCUUCUCAUGUCAGAAUAUCAUAAUAUGCUUUACACAUGUAUUUUUACUACAACUAAGUAUUUUUGUCCUAUUUGGAAUCAUACACUGAUCGUGAAUUUUGUCGCUGCCUAGUUUUUCUCUGGUCUGAUGUGGUGCAAUGUGAGUCCUGUUGACAUGCAGGAUUGACCCAGAGGGCCAGUGAGGAGAAAAUAGUGAAAAGACUGAGUCAGAGCAAACCUAUGGCUGAGAGCAGCCAUCCUGCACAGGUGUUCAGUUCUGCUGCAUUGAAAUAAUGCCAUGUAGUGAAAGUUUACUUUACUUUUGUUAGAGCGUUGACAAAAUGGGAUGUGGGAUAAAUAUAUAUUGAGAACUAUGAAGGAAAUGCAAAUCAGCCACUUUAACGUGUAUGUAGCUCACUAGACUAUUCUGACCCAGUGGAUUUGUUUUCAUUUAUUAAAUCAAGCUGCACACACCCAGAGAGUUAUUGUUACCAUGAUGACCAACAGUCUGAUUUGUGUUUGUUGCUGUGAAAAGCCUGGAGAGAAAAAAUGGAUUAAGUUAACUUUUUUUGGUUCAGUUGUUAGAUUAUUAAUUAUGGCCUUUGGAAACACAGAUGUGUCAUAUCUGGUGUUAGAAUAGAGAGGGGUGAGCCACGCACAACUGAGGGCAUCUUAGAAUCAGGAUCAUGGUGUGGGCAUUGUUAUAUUUGAAAUGAUCAUACAGCUCCUUCUUUUCUAAACACCUGUUUAAUGAAGCAUUAACCAGAGGAAAUUCAAAAUAAGCCGGCAUAACACCGCCAUAUGGAAACACAUUUAGGUCUGUAAGUGGAACAUUAAAAACAAACAAAUGAGUUUCUGAACACAGACAAAUCAGAAAGUUUGUCAUUGUGUUCUUUAAAUGUCAUACCAGCCCUAUGUGCUAAGGAUUAUGGUUAAAACCUAGAGGGAGUUUACGUGUAUAGUUGUGUGUAUAUGUGGGGAUGUUAUUAUGCGUAGGAGUUUAUUUUAGGUGGGAAUUUAGGUUUAGGCUAUAUGUUUAAACAUGUAAGAUGGAGUGUUACUCCAAAAACUAUUACAGACAUCCAGAAUUCUUUUGUGUUCAUGCCACCUCCAAACUUCCUAAGUGCUGAAGCAGAUACCAGUGAUUCCUGAUUGCCGGCCCAUGGCCCCUGUCUCCUCAGGUUUCCUAUCUGUUGUACUUACUUUGUUUUUUGUGUAUCUCUGGGAGCUUAAGUGUUGAAGGUGUGUUUAAGUGAAAUGUUGAGAGCCACAUCAAAGCUCUCAUUUCUUGUUCUGUUCCCUCUGUAGGCUGCCAGUGAGUAAAGAAUCUAUGUGGAUGAGGUGCUGGAGGAGCCUCAGUGACCAGCGGUGAUCUAGUCACACCAGCCCUUAGCACAUCCCCCUCCCACCUCCCUCAUCCUCUGUCUCACCUCCUCCCUCCACGCACCGCCAUGUUGUUUUACACCUCUCCCAUGUCUAUCCUUCUCCUCUUCCUCGUCUCAUUGCCUUCUGCUCAGCUGGAGUCCCAGCGCAGGGAGUCCAGCAGUGACCCCUACCUACAAACAGUUUCCCCCUCCGUGUUCCCCUCCUCCUUCCCGCCUUCCAUAGCUUAUGGUAACAGCAGCACUAGGGACAAGUGUGAGCAGGUGACGGUGUGCAAACCUGGCAUCCUGCUACCUAUCUGGCAACCAAACCGUCCAGGGCUUGGCGAGCAGGUGGCCAGAGCUGUGGUCUACUUUGUGUCCCUCAUGUACAUGUUCCUGGGAGUGUCCAUCAUCGCCGACCGCUUCAUGGCAUCUAUAGAAGUCAUCACAUCACAGGAGAAAGAAGUGACCAUUACGAUGUCUAAUGGAGAAACAUCGGUGGCGACGGUUCGUAUCUGGAACGAAACUGUGUCAAACCUGACGCUCAUGGCUCUGGGCUCCAGUGCACCGGAGAUACUGCUUUCUGUCAUAGAGGUGUGCGGUCACGACUUCAAGGCUGGCGAGCUCGGCCCCGGCACUAUCGUCGGCAGCGCAGCCUUCAACAUGUUUGUCAUCAUCGGCAUCUGCGUGUGGGCGAUACCAAAUGGUGAGAGUCGCAAGAUCAAACACCUCAGAGUGUUCUUCAUCACCGCCUUCUGGAGCAUCUUCGCCUACAUCUGGCUCUACCUCAUCCUGUCUGUCAUGUCGCCAGGCGUAGUGGAGGUGUGGGAGGCCCUGGUCACCCUGCUCUUCUUUCCUGUGUGUGUCCUGCUGGCAUGGAUCGCAGACCGACGCCUUCUAUUCUACAAGUACAUGGGCAAGCGUUACCGUGCUGACAAGCGCCGUGGGAUUGUCGUAGAGACCGAGGGAGACUUGACCCCCAACAAGGGCAGCGUAGAGAUGAUUAUAGACGGGAAGUUCCCAUUCCAGGGGGAGAACUGUGGAGGAACUCAGGAUGGCACAGCAGGAGCAGCGGUCAACAACAGCGGUGUAGCCGUGGCAACGGGGGCCGGCAGCCACCUGCCCAAUUCCAACAGCACCACGGUGAAUGUGGAGAGCAGCAAGGAGCUGGACGAGAGCCGCAAAGAGGUGAUCCGUAUCCUCAAGGAGCUGAAGCAGAAAUAUCCGGACAAAGAGCUGGACCAGCUGGUGGAGCUGGCCAACUACUACGCCCUGCUGCACCAACAGAAGAGCCGGGCCUUCUAUCGUGUACAGGCCACUCGCAUGAUGAUCGGCGCCGGUAACGUCCUGAAGAAGCACGCUGCCGACCACGCUCGCCGCACAGCCGUGGUCGACGAGCAGGCAACAGAGGACGACGACCUGGCCACAUGCAGCCACAUCUCGUUUGAGAGCGCCCACAGCCAGUGCAUGGAGAACUGUGGCGUGCUGUCACUGGCUGUGGGGUGUCAAGGUGGUCUGUGUGAGAACACCUUCUACGUGGACUACAGAACCGAAGACGGCUCAGCCAAUGCUGGCUCAGAUUACCACUACAGCGAAGGGACGCUGGUCUUCAAGCCUGGAGAGACUCGUAAAGAGAUUAAGGUGGGGAUCAUCGACGAUGACAUAUUUGAAGAGGAUGAGCACUUCUUUGUGCGCCUCCUCAAUCUGCGUGUGGGCGACGCUGAGGGAAUGUUCGAGAGUGACGAAGUUGGUGCUGCACCCAAAGCUCGCUUAGUGGAGCCCCUGGUCGCCACGGUAACCAUCCUAGACGACGACCACGCUGGGAUCUUCACGUUCAAUGAGCGCAUGGUGCGCGUCAGCGAGAGCGUGGGCACCAUGGAGGUGACAGUGGUGCGUAACUCAGGUGCUCGUGGUACCGUCAUCCUCCCAUACCACACCGAGUGUGGCACCGCCAAAGCUGGAGAAGACUAUGAGGAAGCCAGAGGGGAGCUGGAGUUCACCAAUGACCAGACCACUCAGACUCUCCAGGUGAGGAUCAUUGAUGAUGAAGAAUAUGAAAAACAUGAAAACUUCUUUGUUGUGCUGGAGGAGCCGCGAUGGUUGAAGAGAGGAAUCUCAGCUCUGCUGCUCAACCAAGAAGCAGCAGAUGGGCAGUUGAGUGCUGAGGAGGAGGAAGCCCGCAGGAUAGCUGAGAUGGGGAAGCCCAUUCUGGGGGAGCACAGCCGCCUGGAGGUGGUGAUUGAGGAGUCGUAUGAGUUCAAGAGCACCGUCGAUAAACUCAUUAAGAAGACCAACCUGGCGUUGGUGAUCGGCACACACUCCUGGAGGGAACAGUUUGUGGAGGCGCUCACUGUCAGAGCAGGUGAUGGUGAUGAUGAUGAGGAAGGUCGUGAGGAGCGUCCUCCAUCAUGCUACGACUAUGUGAUGCAUUUUCUCACCGUGUUCUGGAAGGUCCUGUUCGCCUGCGUCCCACCCACGGAGUACUGGAAUGGCUGGGCCUGCUUCUGCAUCUCCAUUAGCGUCAUCGGCCUUCUCACCGCCGUCAUAGGGGAUCUGGCCUCACACUUCGGCUGCACCGUGGGACUGCGGGACACUGUGACUGCUGUGGUGUUUGUGGCACUAGGAACGUCAAUUCCAGACACUUUUGCUAGCAAAGUGGCUGCCAUGCAGGACCAGCACGCCGAUGCCUCUGUUGGAAACGUCACCGGUAGCAACGCUGUCAACGUGUUCCUGGGGAUCGGCGUGGCGUGGUCAGUUGCUGCUAUUUACUGGGAAAUCAAAGGGGAGAAGUUCCAGGUGGACCCGGGAUCGCUGGCUUUUUCCGUCACUCUCUUCACCAUCUUCGCUUUCAUCUGCAUGGCUGUGCUCCUGUUCAGACGCCGCCCCUCCAUCGGGGGAGAGCUCGGCGGCCCCAGAGUGUCCCGCCUCCUGACCAGCCUGCUGUUCCUGGGCCUGUGGUUUCUCUACAUCCUCUUCUCCAGCCUGGAGGCCUACUGCCACAUCAGCAGCUUUUAAAAGGGAAAGAGGAAGCACAAUGCACACAUACAGUUAAAACACUUAGUUCAUGAUACAGGUUUCAUCAGAUUAAUAGGGCUCAUGCAGCCUGCAGGUUUGCUGCAGCUAUACAACAUGUUCACACACACACGCUGUAGGUAUGCAUGUGUACACAGAUCAUAACAGACGCACAGUUAGAAACAUAACAAAGGCCUGUGUAAAGACAAAACCGACCCAGACAGAAGGAGCAACGCUCUUGUUUCAGCGCCACAUGAUAAAAGGAGUGAAAUGUUUACAACGUGAGGCUUGUUUACUGCAGGAAGACACACUGCUGCUCUGUGACACAGCGCAGAUAAAGGCAGUUCUCCACACGCUCUGUAAAUAGUUCAAACCUGUGUACAUAUGGAGCGUAGUGAGGAGUGAAUCACUAUAACCUGUUUGUUUGUAGAAGAUCUACAGAUUUCUGAUUCUCCACUCAAACAAAACCCACAUGACAUCAACAAAAAACUGCGUGAAGAUGAAGGUUGCGAGAAACAGGAAGUCUCAGCCAAACCUCAGCAUCCAGCCUCAACAGACAUAUGUGGAUCAACGGUUUUACUAAGCAUCUUCACAUUACGAAACGUAAACGUAAACUAGUUUAAACCAAAUGAUCUUAAUUGUCGGCUCAGCUCAUCCUUGAUAACCUAAGCUUGGAGCGACGUCAGUGACUCUGUUUCCUCGCUCACAUUCCUUCACCUGCAAGGACAGCAGCAACCAGGCGCAACAAGAAGGAAAGCUGUUAAAAACACAUUUCAGUCUUUGCUUAUUGAUGAGGUCACAGGUUUCUAGUAGAAUUUCACUUUACACAACACAUGACAGCACCAGUUGGUGUCUUAAGGAAAAGGAUUAAGCUCUACAAACAGUCAUGGCUGCAGGCUUUUGGUAAAACAGGAAGUGAUAAAAAGGAUAACUUAUGGCGUGUUAUUAAUGAAACACUUCAGAUGUUGGGGAGGGAUUGUGUUAAUUUGUCCCUGCCACGCUAAGAAUAACUGCAGACAAUGUUCACAGGGCUUUGCUUUGCACCUCUGCAGGAAGAGAAAGGAGAGAUAGUGUCAUUGUGUGUUCAAAUCAAGUACCGUUCACCUUGAAGGUAUGUGUGUUGAUCAGCAGAGGUCAACUGAAGCCAAACAGCUGGUAACACUGGAUUAUGUUUGCUCUGCUGUAACUUUUACCUGCAGACAGCACUGAGAUACAUGAUGCUAAAGGUUAGCUAGCACGAGAGAAAUGUCACAGCCAAGACCAUAUUAAAUGAGGACUACAUGUAUAUGAUUAGAGACCGAUGAUUAGAAAAGGAAGCACAGCAUCCACAAGGAUGAGUUGACUUAUUUAAUGUGUCAAAUUGAAUAUACUCGUGAUCUGAAGGUUCUGCGACUUCAUGCUGCAAGGGCGUUGCAAACAUUUCACCCACAAAUGAAAAGUGCUAAAAAAGUGAAAACUGAUAUUACUGUUAAUAUAUCUGAUUGAUUUCAUUGGUUCACCCGUGAUUACAAUACUUUGUAAACUUUCUAAAAUCAGUUUUAUAUUUUCCUCAGAAGUGCGGCCAGUGUAGAUUUUUGGUAAUUCAAACAGUAUUUAUUGUAGUAGACAGCCAGUUCACACAGGCAGCUGUGAAGACAACAUUACCUUACUGAAUUUGAUGACACAAAACGUGAUUUACUUUCAUUUGCUGAAAUAAGUUAUCUGCUGAAUUGUUUUUGUCUGUACAUUUUUUCUCAUGAGAUUAUUUAUUUAUUUAUAAAGAGAUAAUUUAUGUAUAAAAUAGCGGCGUCCAUAAGUUUUGGAGCUUAGUUAAAGAAGUGUGGAUACAUGUGGAAAGAAACAAAGGCUCUUAUUUUGUUAUGCGCUUUGGUGAGAGGUGGUUUACAAGCUUUCCUGCUGCACUAUUUGUUGUAAACCUCGGCCAGUUUACAUUUCCUCACCUGGUUGUUUUGAGUGUAAGUAGCAUGUUUACGUAAAGAAACUGUGAAACAUUGCCAGUUUGAUUGUCAGUCUGGGAUGUUGUGAGCCACCAUGGGAUAUUACGUUGAUGCAAACCAUCAGGUCUGGUGUGUACUGUAAUCCGUGGCUGCGUCGGAACUGAGCAGUACCAGCCGUGAUCCAGCACCCAGGAACACAACUGGUUACAAUGUCCAGGCAAUGUUCCUCGUUUCCAUGAACUUCUGUAUUAACUGUUGUGUAACUUGAUGUGCCUCCUUCCCUGUCCAGCCUCUGCUCCUCACCCCACUCUGUCCAGUGUGUCUGUGUUCGCGUCCCCUUCGUGUCUGUAGAUGCAUGAAGAAUCCCAGUGUACAUGUGUUAGCAGCAUGGUCUACUGUGAUGGACGCCUAAGGGCUCGUUUUAUCAGGUUGAUCCUCCUAUAGUCCCAAACACAAAAGCCUCAUAGGUCAAAUAAACUGAGCACGUGGCACAAGCAGACACAACCACAGCUGUGAACAGACCAACUAUAGAGCAACGAUGGUCUUUACAGAUCCAGCUGGCUCUGCUUACAUGUUCUGUUACCCUUGGAAGCUGUGAAAACAGGCCUAAACAACAUCUCCUUCAUUUUUAAUUUGUUGGUGUAUCUUACUAGUGUGUCCGUGUUAGUGUGCCCCCUUCCUCUUUCUCUUCUCCCAGGUCUUGCUCUUCAAUGUUUUUCUUGUGAUGAUGAAAAAUUCUCCCUCUGCCUGAACCUUUGUAGGUAAAUAAUGAAAGAUUUACUACAAUAUCAUGUGAUUUAUUCAAUACUGUAAUAAAUUCUUAACUGAAGAUGCUAUUUAAGUUUUUUUAUCAAAUGUAGAAAAAGAUUUAGAAAAACUAAUGUGUUCUUGAGAACAAGGCAUGAGGUGUAAGAAGGUGAAGGUCUGUUAAGAUCAAGUGAAGUUUAUUUAAAUAUAAGUUAUUUAUUUUCAA
Betta splendens (Siamese fighting fish) is the source of this 8578-nucleotide messenger RNA. RefSeq names its product solute carrier family 8 member 2b (gene slc8a2b). Gene Ontology annotation, biological process: calcium ion import across plasma membrane; cell communication; sodium ion transmembrane transport. Gene Ontology annotation, molecular function: calcium:sodium antiporter activity. Gene Ontology annotation, cellular component: sarcolemma; axon; postsynapse. The record is from RefSeq and is a predicted model, not a curated record. The transcript is spliced from 15 exons. Lineage: Eukaryota; Metazoa; Chordata; Actinopteri; Anabantiformes; Osphronemidae. The coding region runs from base 2744 to 5671 and encodes 975 amino acids.